Molecule: messenger RNA, 1099 nt
Organism: Cucurbita moschata (crookneck pumpkin)
Lineage: Eukaryota; Viridiplantae; Streptophyta; Magnoliopsida; Cucurbitales; Cucurbitaceae
Product: (S)-ureidoglycine aminohydrolase
Exons: 13
Coding region: 1-927 (308 amino acids)
Molecular function (GO): ureidoglycine aminohydrolase activity
Source: RefSeq, a predicted model, not a curated record
AUGUGGAGCUUCUCAGCGCACUCCCAUGGAGCAUCUCUUCUAAUUAUCAUCACCACUUCAAGUUUGCUUGGAGUUACGUUUGGUGGAGAAGGGUUUUGUUCAGCGCCCUCCAUUAUCGAUUCGGAUGCCGAUUCGAAGCCUUUGUAUUAUAAAGCGACCAAUCCUACUCUUUCUCCUUCUCAUCUGCAAGAUUUGCCUGGUUACACUCGCAGUGUUUAUAAAAGGGAUCAUGCCUUGAUAACACCGGAAAGUCAAGUGUUCAGUCCUCUACCUGAGUGGACUAAAACACUUGGCGCAUAUUUAAUCACACCAGCACUUGGUGCACAUUUUGUGAUGUAUCUUGCGCAGAUGCAAGAGAAAUCAAAAUCAGGAUUGCCCCCACAUGAUGUUGAGAGAUUUUUAUUUGUUGUUCAAGGAGCAGUGAAACUUACCAAUUCGUCAGGCAUAAGCGAAAAACUUACGGUUGAUUCAUUUGCUUAUCUACCUCCGAAUAUCGACCAUUCCGUGAAGUGUGACUCUUCUGCUACCCUUGUGGUUUUUGAAAGAAGGUAUGCUUCUCUGGAGAAUCAUCACCCCAAGCAGAUCAUUGGUUCGACAGACAAGCAGCCCCUCCUCGAAACUCCUGGUGAGAUCUUUCAACUUAGGAAGCUCCUUCCCAUGUCCAUGCCGUACGAUUUCAAUGUCCAUGUCAUGGAUUUUGAGCCUGGGGAGUUUCUUAAUGUGAAGGAGGUUCAUUAUAAUCAGCAUGGUUUGUUUCUCUUAGAGGGCCAGGGCAUUUAUCGUUUGGGCGAAAACUGGUACCCUGUUCAAUCUGGUGAUGUCAUUUGGAUGGCUCCCUUUGUACCGCAAUGGUAUGCUGCACUCGGGAAAACACGAAGUCGCUAUCUGUUGUACAAGGAUACGAACCGUGAUCCCCUUGAUCACUAGUAGUAUGUUGAUGCAACAUUAUAAGAUUACUAUCAUAUGAACACAGUGAACUGGUAGGAUUUAUUUUAGAUUGUUGAAAUGGAAUAGUGCAUUCCCCCUGCAGACCCCUUUGAUUUGAGUAACGUUUUUAAGGUUAAGCAUACAAUAAAUACUUGUUGCAAAUUUCAUAGUC